Molecule: messenger RNA, 16186 nt
Organism: Artibeus jamaicensis (Jamaican fruit-eating bat)
Lineage: Eukaryota; Metazoa; Chordata; Mammalia; Chiroptera; Phyllostomidae
Gene: RYR2
Product: ryanodine receptor 2
Exons: 104
Coding region: 71-14938 (4955 amino acids)
Biological process (GO): calcium ion transmembrane transport; intracellular calcium ion homeostasis
Cellular component (GO): Z disc; sarcolemma; smooth endoplasmic reticulum
Molecular function (GO): calcium ion binding; ryanodine-sensitive calcium-release channel activity; protein binding
Source: RefSeq, a predicted model, not a curated record
GGCGGCCGCAGCGGCAGCAGGAGCAUCAGCCCGGACAGCGCGCGGGGCGCCGGGCAAGCUGGCGGGAGCCAUGGCCGAUGCGGGCGAGGGCGAGGACGAAAUCCAAUUCUUGCGGACUGAUGACGAGGUGGUGCUGCAGUGCACGGCCGCGGCCCACAAGGAGCAGCAGAAGCUCUGUUUGGCAGCCGAAGGUUUUGGCAACAGACUCUGUUUCCUGGAGUCCACCUCGAAUUCCAAGAAUGUGCCCCCCGACCUCUCCAUCUGCACCUUUGUGCUGGAGCAGUCCCUCUCCGUCCGGGCCCUGCAGGAGAUGCUGGCAAACACGGUGGAGAAGUCAGAAGGGAAAUUCAUGAUGAAGACUGCUCAAGGCGGUGGUCACCGGACGCUCCUCUACGGCCACGCCAUCCUGCUGCGCCACUCCUGCAGCGGCAUGUACCUGUGCUGCCUGUCCACCUCCCGGUCUUCCACUGACAAACUGGCCUUCGACGUCGGCUUGCAAGAGGACACGACAGGUGAGGCUUGCUGGUGGACCAUCCACCCCGCCUCCAAGCAGCGCUCAGAAGGAGAGAAGGUGCGCGUUGGUGAUGACCUCAUCCUAGUGAGUGUGUCCUCUGAAAGGUACUUGCACCUGUCCUAUGGCGGCAGCAGCUUCCACGUGGACGCAGCGUUCCAGCAGACACUCUGGAGCGUGGCCCCGAUCAGCUCUGGAAGUGAAGCAGCCCAAGGGUAUCUGAUCGGUGGGGACGUCCUCAGGCUGCUGCAUGGACACAUGGACGAGUGCCUCACUGUCCCAUCUGGAGAGCACGGGGAGGAGCAGCGGAGGACUGUUCAUUAUGAAGGUGGAGCUGUAUCUGUGCAUGCACGGUCCCUGUGGAGACUAGAGACGCUGCGAGUCGCGUGGAGCGGAAGCCACAUAAGAUGGGGCCAGCCUUUCCGACUGCGCCACGUCACAACGGGGAAGUACCUGAGCCUCCUGGAAGACAAAACCCUCCUCCUGGUGGACAAAGAGAAAGCUGAUGUGAAGUCAACAGCGUUUACCUUCCGAUCUUCCAAGGAAAAGUUGGACGCAGGGGUGAGAAAAGAAGUCGAUGGCAUGGGGACCUCUGAGAUAAAGUACGGAGACUCGGUCUGCUACAUCCAGCACGUGAACACAGGCCUGUGGCUGACCUACCAGGCCGUGGAUGUGAAGUCUGUGCGAAUGGGGGCCACGCAGCGCAAGGCGAUCAUGCACCACGAAGGCCACAUGGACGACGGCCUCAGCCUGUCCCGGUCGCAGCACGAGGAGUCUCGGACGGCUCGCGUCAUCCGCAGCACCGUCUUCCUGUUCAACCGGUUCAUCAGGGGCCUAGACGCUCUCAGCAGGAAGGUGAGGGCGGUGCCUGGGGACUUGCCCAUCGAGUCUGUCAGCCUGAGCCUGCGGGACCUGAUCGGCUACCUGCACCCCCCUGACGAGCAUCUGGACCAUGAGGACAAGCAGAACAGGCUGAGAGCCCUGAAGAACCGGCAGAAUCUCUUCCAGGAGGAGGGGAUGAUCAGCCUCGUGCUACAGUGCGUGGACAGGCUGCAUGUCUACAGCAGCGCCGCCCACUUCGCUGACGUCGCCGGGAGAGAAGCCGGAGCAUCCUGGAAGUCGAUCCUGAAUUCUCUGUAUGAGUUGCUGGCGGCUCUCAUUAGAGGAAAUCGUAAGAACUGUGCCCAGUUUUCUGGCUCCCUGGACUGGCUGAUCAGCCGACUGGAAAGACUGGAAGCUUCUUCAGGUAUUCUGGAAGUCUUGCACUGCGUGUUGGUAGAAAGUCCAGAAGCUCUGAACAUCAUCAAAGAAGGGCACAUUAAAUCCAUCAUUUCACUCUUAGACAAGCACGGAAGAAAUCACAAGGUUCUGGAUGUCCUGUGCUCCCUCUGCGUCUGCCAUGGAGUGGCCGUCCGUGCCAACCAGCACCUCAUCUGUGACAACCUCCUUCCGGGACGGGAUCUGCUGCUGCAGACGCGCCUGGUGAACCACGUCAUCAGCAUGAGGCCCAAUAUUUUCCUGGGCAUCAGUGAAGGGUCUGCUCAGUACAAGAAGUGGUACUACGAGCUGAUGGUGGACCACACGGAGCCCUUUGUGACAGCUGAAGCCACUCACCUGCGCGUGGGCUGGGCCUCCACGGAGGGGUACUCCCCCUACCCUGGUGGGGGCGAGGAGUGGGGCGGGAACGGCGUUGGAGACGACCUCUUUUCCUACGGGUUCGAUGGCCUGCACCUCUGGGCAGGUUGUAUUGCUAGCACCGUGAGCUCGCCGAACCAGCACCUGCUGCGGACAGAUGAUGUCAUCAGUUGCUGUUUAGAUCUGAGUGCACCGAGCAUCUCAUUCCGAAUCAACGGGCAACCUGUUCAAGGAAUGUUUGAGAAUUUCAACAUCGACGGCCUCUUCUUUCCCGUUGUUAGUUUCUCUGCAGGAAUAAAGGUGCGCUUCCUGCUUGGGGGGAGGCAUGGAGAGUUUAAAUUUCUCCCUCCCCCUGGCUAUGCUCCUUGCUAUGAAGCUGUCCUGCCGAAGGAGAAGUUGAAGGUGGAACACAGCCGAGAGUACAAGCAAGAAAGAACUUAUACCCGGGACCUGCUGGGCCCCACAGUGCCGCUGACUCAGGCUGCCUUUACGCCAGUCCCUGUGGACACAAGCCAGAUUGUGUUGCCUCCUCACCUGGAGAGGAUCCGAGAAAAACUGGCAGAGAAUAUCCAUGAGCUCUGGGUUAUGAACAAAAUUGAACUUGGCUGGCAGUAUGGCCCGGUCAGAGAUGACAACAAGAGGCAGCACCCGUGCCUGGUGGAGUUCUCCCAGCUGCCGGAGCAGGAACGCAAUUACAACCUGCAGAUGUCACUGGAGACCCUGAAGACUUUGUUGGCAUUAGGAUGCCACGUGGGUAUAUCAGAUGAACAUGCUGAAGAAAAGGUGAAGAAGAUGAAGCUACCCAAGAAUUACCAGCUGACGAGUGGGUACAAGCCUGCCCCGAUGGACCUGAGCUUUAUCAAACUCACCCCGUCUCAGGAAGCGAUGGUGGACAAGUUGGCAGAAAAUGCCCACAACGUGUGGGCCCGGGAUCGGAUCCGGCAGGGCUGGACCUAUGGCAUCCAGCAGGACGUAAAGAACAGAAGAAACCCCCGCCUCGUCCCCUACACGCUUCUCGAUGACAGAACCAAGAAGUCCAACAAGGACAGCCUGCGGGAGGCGGUGCGCACGCUGCUGGGGUGUGGCUACGGCCUGGAGGCGCCGGACCAGGACCACGCAGCCCGGGCCGAAGUGUGCAGCAGCACCGGAGAGCGGUUCCGGAUCUUCCGCGCAGAGAAAACCUACGCCGUGAAGGCCGGGAGGUGGUACUUUGAGUUUGAGGCAGUCACGGCGGGAGACAUGCGGGUCGGUUGGAGCAAGCCGGGCUGCCAGCCGGAUCUGGAGCUGGGCGCCGACGAGCACGCCUUCGCUUUUGACGGUUUCAAGGCCCAGCGGUGGCACCAGGGCAAUGAGCACUAUGGGCGCUCUUGGCAAGCUGGCGAUGUCGUGGGCUGUAUGGUCGACAUGACGGAGCACACCAUGAUGUUUACACUGAAUGGCGAGAUCCUGCUUGAUGAUUCAGGCUCGGAACUGGCCUUCAAGGACUUUGACGUGGGUGACGGAUUCAUACCUGUGUGCAGCCUUGGGGUGGCUCAGGUGGGAAGGAUGAACUUUGGCAAGGACGUGAGCACCUUGAAGUAUUUCACCAUCUGUGGCUUACAGGAGGGCUAUGAACCCUUCGCCGUUAACACGAACAGGGACAUCACCAUGUGGCUAAGCAAGCGACUUCCUCAGUUUCUCCAGGUCCCGUCAAACCACGAACACAUCGAGGUGACCAGGAUCGAUGGCACCGUGGACAGCUCCCCAUGUUUAAAGGUCACGCAGAAGUCAUUCGGGGCCCAGAACAGCAGCACCGACAUCAUGUUCUACCGCCUGAGCAUGCCCAUCGAGUGUGCGGAGGUCUUCUCCAGGCCGGCAGCCGGGGCGCUGCCGGGGGCCGGCCUCUUCGGGCCCAAGAACGAUUUGGAGGAUUAUGAUGUGGACUCUGACUUCGAGGUUCUGAUGAAGACGGCACAUGGCCACCUGGUGCCCGAUCGGGCUGACAAAGACAGAGAUGCUCCGAAGCCAGAGUUUAAUAACCACAAGGACUACACGCAGGAGAAGCCCUCUCGUCUGAAACAAAGAUUCCUGCUCAGGAAGACAAAGCCCGAUUACAGCACCAGCCACUCGGCGAGACUCACCGAAGAUGUCCUCGCAGAUGACCGGGACGACCACGACUAUUUGAUGCAGACGUCCACGUACUAUUACUCAGUGAGAAUCUUCCCCGGACAAGAACCCGCUAACGUCUGGGUGGGCUGGAUCACGUCUGAUUUCCAUCAGUACGAUACCUGCUUCGACUUGGACAGAGUUCGCACAGUAACCGUUACUCUUGGAGACGAAAAAGGAAAAGUGCAUGAAAGCAUCAAACGCAGCAACUGCUACAUGGUGUGUGCGGGCGAGAGCACGAGCCCUGGGCAGGGCCGCAGCAACAGCGGGCUGGAGAUCGGCUGCGUGGUGGAUGCUGCCACCGGGCUGCUCACCUUCACGGCCAACGGCAAGGAGCUGAGCACAUACUACCAGGUGGAGCCAAGUACCAAAUUGUUUCCUGCGGUUUUUGCGCAAGCUACAAGUCCCAAUGUCUUCCAGUUUGAGUUGGGAAGAAUAAAGAACGUGAUGCCUCUCUCUGCGGGCCUCUUCAAGAGCGAGCACCGAAACCCCGUGCCCCAGUGCCCCCCGCGGCUGCACGUGCAGUUCCUGUCCCACGUGCUGUGGAGCAGGAUGCCCAACCAGUUCCUGAAGGUGGACGUGUCCCGGGUCGGCGAGCGCCAGGGCUGGCUGGUGCAGUGCGCGGACCCCCUGCAGUUCAUGUCCCUGCACAUCCCUGAGGAGAACAGGUCCGUGGACAUCCUGGAGCUGACGGAGCAGGAGGAGCUGUUGCGCUUCCACUCGCACACCCUGCGGCUCUACUCGGCCGUGUGCGCCCUGGGCAACCACCGCGUGGCGCAUGCGCUCUGCAGCCACGUGGACGAGGCGCAGCUGCUCUACGCCAUCCAGAGCAAGUACAUGCCCGGCCUGCUGCGCACCGGCUACUAUGACCUGCUCAUAGACAUCCACCUGAGCGCCUACGCCACCGCCCGGCUCAUGAUGAACAAUGAGUUCAUCGUGCCCAUGACAGACGAGACCAAGAGCAUCACGCUCUUUCCGGACGAGCACAAGGAGCAUGGGCUGCCUGGCAUCGGCCUCAGUACCUCGCUGCGGCCACGCAUGCGCUUCUCCUCACCCAGCUUUGUGAGCCUCAACCACGACUGCUACCAGGACAGCCCCGAGUUCCCCCUGGACACGCUGAAGGCCAAGACCAUGCAGAUGCUGACUGAGGCUGUGCGGGAGGGUGGACUGCGGGCGCGGGACCCUGUAGGGGGCACCACCGAGUUCCUCUUCGUGCCUCUCAUCAAGCUCUUCUACACGCUGCUCACCAUGGGUGUCUUCCAAGGCGAGGACCUGAAGCACAUCCUGCAGCUGAUUGAGCCCCGGGUGUUCACAGAGGCUGCCUCAGAGGAGCAGCAGCAGGCGCCGCCCUUGGAGCCCCACACCGAUGACUCCAGGCCCGAGGGUGCACGUGGGGAUGCAGCUGAGGGGCUGCUGCAGAUGAAGCUUCCUGAGCCCGUGAAGCUGCAGAUGUGUCUGCUCCUUCAGUACCUCUGUGACUGCCAGGUCCGACACCAGAUAGAAGCCAUAGUGGCCUUUUCAGAUGACUUUGUUGCCAAGCUGCAAGACAACCAGCGCUUCCGCUACAAUGAGGUCAUGCAGGCCUUGAACAUGUCGGCUGCGCUCACAGCCAGGAAGACAAAGGAGUUCAGGUCCCCGCCUCAAGAACAGAUCAACAUGCUUCUCAACUUCAAGGAUGACAAAAACGAAUGUCCGUGUCCCACGGAAAUCCGAGACCAGCUCCUGGACUUUCACGAAGACCUCAUGGCUCAUUGCGGAAUUGAGCUGGAUGAAGACGGCUCUCCGGAUAGCAAUGGCAACUUAACAAUCAGAGGCCGCCUGCUGUCCCUGGUGGAGAAGGUGACGUACCUGAAGAAGAGGCAAGCAGAAAAGCCAGUGGCAAGCGACCCCAGCAAGUCCUCCACCCUGCAGCAGCUGAUCUCGGAGACCAUGGUCCGGUGGGCUCAGGAGUCCGUCAUCGAGGACCCCGAGCUGGUGCGGGCUAUGUUUGUGCUGCUGCAUCGGCAGUAUGAUGGCAUCGGCGGGCUGGCGCGGGCUCUGCCCAAGACCUACACGAUCAGCGCCGUGUCCGUGGAGGACACCAUCAACCUGCUGGCCUCGCUCGGGCAGAUCCGCUCGCUGCUGAGCGUGAGGAUGGGCAGAGAAGAGGAGAAGCUUAUGAUUCGGGGACUAGGGGACAUCAUGAAUAAUAAAGUGUUCUACCAGCACCCUAACCUCAUGAGGGCGCUGGGGAUGCACGAGACGGUGAUGGAGGUCAUGGUGAACGUCCUGGGCGGUGGGGAGUCCAAGGAGAUCACUUUUCCCAAGAUGGUGGCCAACUGUUGCCGUUUUCUCUGUUACUUCUGUCGUAUAAGUCGGCAGAAUCAGAAAGCUAUGUUUGAUCACCUCAGUUAUUUAUUGGAAAACAGCAGCGUUGGUCUAGCCUCACCAGCAAUGCGGGGGUCGACUCCACUGGAUGUGGCCGCAGCCUCGGUGAUGGAUAACAACGAGCUGGCCUUGGCGCUGCGUGAGCCAGAUCUGGAGAAGGUUGUGCGAUAUCUGGCCGGCUGCGGACUGCAGAGCUGCCAGAUGCUGGUGUCCAGGGGGUACCCGGACAUUGGUUGGAACCCAGUCGAAGGGGAGCGAUACCUCGACUUUCUGCGAUUCGCCGUCUUCUGUAAUGGGGAGAGUGUGGAGGAGAACGCCAAUGUGGUGGUGAGGCUGCUCAUCAGGAGGCCUGAGUGUUUUGGCCCUGCCCUGCGGGGGGAGGGCGGGAACGGUCUUCUGGCAGCUGUGGAAGAGGCCAUCAAGAUAGCUGAGGACCCUUCUCGAGAUGGUCCCUCGCCAACCAGCGGGUCCAGCAGAACCCCGGAUGCAGAUGAGGAGGACGACACCGUGCACAUGGGGAACGCCAUCAUGACCUUCUACGCGGCUCUGAUCGACCUGCUGGGACGCUGCGCCCCUGAAAUGCACUUGAUUCAUGCCGGCAAGGGAGAAGCCAUCAGGAUCAGAUCCAUUCUGAGAUCCCUCAUUCCGCUGGGAGACUUGGUGGGAGUGAUCAGCAUUGCUUUCCCGAUGCCCACAAUAGCCAAGGAUGGGAGUGUGGUGGAGCCCGACAUGUCUGCGGGGUUUUGCCCAGAUCACAAGGCAGCCAUGGUUUUGUUCCUUGACAGGGUCUAUGGAAUUGAGGUUCAAGAUUUUCUCCUCCACCUUCUAGAGGUCGGCUUUCUGCCAGAUCUCCGGGCUGCUGCUUCUUUAGAUACGGCGGCCUUGAGUGCUACGGACAUGGCCUUGGCCCUCAACCGGUACCUCUGCACAGCCGUGCUGCCUCUGCUGAGGAGGUGCGCCCCGCUCUUUGCCGGCACCGAGCCCCAUGCGUCCCUCAUUGACUCACUGCUCCACACUGUGUACAGGCUGUCAAAGGGCUGCUCGCUGACCAGGGCCCAGCGGGACUCCAUAGAAGUUUGCUUGUUGUCCAUUUGCGGCCAAUUGAGACCUUCCAUGAUGCAGCACUUACUCAGGAGAUUAGUGUUUGAUGUCCCGCUGCUAAAUGAACAUGCAAAGAUGCCUCUUAAGCUGCUGACAAAUCAUUAUGAACGGUGCUGGAAGUAUUACUGUCUGCCUGGAGGGUGGGGAAACUUCGGAGCUGCCUCAGAAGAAGAGCUUCAUUUGUCAAGAAAAUUGUUCUGGGGAAUUUUUGAUGCCCUGUCUCAAAAGAAAUACGAACAAGAACUUUUCAAACUGGCCCUGCCCUGCCUGAGUGCCGUGGCUGGAGCUUUGCCUCCAGACUACAUGGAGUCCAGUCACGUCAGCGUGAUGGAGAAGCAGUCCUCCAUGGACGCCGAAGGCAACUUCAACCCACAGCCUGUCGAAACCUCCAAUAUCACAAUUCCCGAGAAGCUGGAAUACUUCAUUAACAAGUACGCUGAGCACUCCCAUGACCGAUGGUCCAUGGACAAGUUGGCCAAUGGAUGGAUUUAUGGGGAAACAUAUUCAGACGCAUCCAAAGUUCAGCCGUUAAUGAAACCAUAUAAACUACUAUCUGAAAAGGAAAAAGAAAUUUAUCGCUGGCCAAUCAAAGAGUCCUUGAAGACGAUGCUGGCGUGGGGCUGGAGGGUCGAGCGCACGCGGGAGGGGGACGGCAUGGCGCUCUGCAGCCGCACGCGGCGCGUCUCGCAGACCAGCCAGGUUUCCAUAGAUGCCGCCCAUGGGUACAGCCCCCGGGCCAUCGACAUGAGCAACGUCACACUGUCCAGAGACCUGCAUGCUAUGGCAGAAAUGAUGGCUGAAAACUACCACAAUAUAUGGGCAAAGAAAAAGAAAAUGGAGCUGGAGUCCAAAGGAGGGGGAAACCACCCCCUGCUGGUGCCUUAUGACACACUGACAGCCAAGGAGAAAGCCAAGGACAGGGAGAAAGCCCAGGACAUCCUCAAGUUCCUGCAGAUCAACGGGUACGCUGUGUCCAGGGGCUUCAAGGACCUGGACUUGGACACACCGUCCAUCGAGAAGCGGUUCGCCUACAGUUUCCUUCAGCAGCUCAUCCACUACGUGGACGAGGCCCAUCAGUACAUCCUGGAGUUCGAUGGUGGCAGCAGAUGCAAAGGACAGCAUUUCCCUUACGAACAAGAAAUCAAGUUCUUUGCUAAAGUCGUUCUGCCUUUAAUUGAUCAGUAUUUCAAAAACCAUCGUUUGUACUUCUUGUCUGCAGCGAGCAGACCGCUCUGCUCCGGGGGACAUGCCUCAAACAAGGAGAAGGAAAUGGUGACGAGCCUGUUCUGCAAACUCGGAGUUCUUGUCAGGCAUAGGAUUUCACUGUUUGGAAAUGACGCAACAUCAAUUGUCAACUGCCUGCACAUUCUGGGCCAGACGCUGGAUGCGAGGACAGUCAUGAAGACAGGCCUGGAGAGCGUGAAGAGUGCGCUCAGGGCAUUCCUGGACAGCGCCGCUGAGGACCUGGAGCAGACACUGGAGAACCUGAAGCAGGGCCAGUUCACCCACACGCGCCACCAGCCCAGGGGCGUCACCCAGAUCAUCAACUACACCACCGUGGCCCUGCUGCCCGUGCUGUCCUCGCUGUUCGAGCACAUCGGCCAGCACCAGUUUGGAGAAGACCUCAUACUGGAAGAUGUGCAGGUAUCCUGUUACAGAAUUCUAACCAGCUUAUAUGCUUUGGGAACAAGCAAGAGUAUUUAUGUGGAAAGGCAGCGCUCCUCGCUGGGGGAGUGUCUGGCAGCCUUCGCCGGUGCCUUUCCUGUGGCGUUUCUCGAGACUCAUCUCAACAAACACAACAGCUACUCCAUCUACAACACCAGGUCUUCCCGAGAGCGAGCAGCUCUCAAUUUGCCAGCGAGUGUGGAAGAUGUCUGUCCAAACAUACCAUCUUUGGAGAAGCUCAUGGAGGAGAUAGUGGAACUAGCCGAGUCUGGUAUCCGCUACACGCAGAUGCCACACGUGAUGGAAGUCAUCCUGCCUUUGCUGUGUAGUUACAUGUCCCGAUGGUGGGAGCACGGGCCCGAGAACCACCCAGGCCGGGCGGAGGCCUGCUGCACGGCCCUGGACUCGGAGCACAUGAACACCCUACUGGGGAACAUACUGAAGAUCAUCUACAACAACCUGGGGAUUGACGAGGGGGCCUGGAUGAAGAGGCUAGCAGUGUUUUCCCAGCCUAUAAUAAAUAAAGUGAAGCCACAGCUCUUGAAAACUCAUUUCUUGCCACUGAUGGAGAAACUGAAGAAAAAGGCAGCCACGGUGGUUUCCGAGGAAGACCAUCUGAAAGCUGAGGCCCGGGGGGACAUGUCCGAGGCCGAACUUCUCAUCCUGGAUGAGUUCACCACGCUGGCCAGGGACCUGUAUGCCUUCUACCCUCUCCUGAUUCGCUUUGUGGACAACAACAGGGCGAAGUGGCUCAAAGAGCCUACCCCGGAGGCUGAGGACCUCUUCCGCAUGGUGGCCGAGGUGUUCAUCUACUGGUCGAAGUCCCACAAUUUCAAGAGAGAAGAGCAGAACUUUGUUGUCCAGAAUGAAAUCAACAACAUGUCUUUCCUGAUCACUGACACCAAGUCAAAGAUGUCGAAGGCGGCUGUUUCCGACCAGGAGCGGAAGAAGAUGAGGCGGAAGGGCGACCGCUACUCCGUGCAGACCUCGCUCAUCGUGGCCGCCCUGAAGCGGCUGCUGCCCAUCGGGCUGAACAUCUGUGCGCCUGGUGACCAAGAGCUCAUAGCCCUGGCCAAGAAUCGGCUGAGUAUGAAAGACACUGAGGAUGAAGUCCGAGAUAUAAUCCGCAGUAAUAUUCAUUUGCAAGGCAAGCUGGAGGACCCUGCUAUUAGGUGGCAAAUGGCCCUUUACAAAGACUUACCUAAUAGGACUGAAGACAAUUCAGAUCCCGAGAAGACCGUGGAGAGAGUCCUGGACAUAGCCAACGUGCUCUUCCACCUCGAACAGAAAUCUACAUGUAUGCGUUGGAGAUAUUACAGUCUGGUGGAGCACCCUCAGAGGUCUAAGAAGGCUGUCUGGCACAAGCUGCUCUCCAAGCAGAGGAAGAGAGCGGUGGUGGCCUGCUUCCGGAUGGCCCCCCUCUACAACCUGCCCAGGCACCGGGCCAUCAAUCUCUUCCUUCAGGGAUAUGAAAAGUCCUGGAUUGAAACGGAAGAACAUUACUUUGAAGAUAAACUGAUAGAAGAUUUAGCAAAACCUGGAGCAGAACCUCCAGAGGAAGAUGAAGGCCCGACCAGAGUGGACCCUCUGCAUCAGCUGAUCCUCCUGUUCAGUCGCACGGCCCUAACGGAGAAAUGCAAACUGGAGGAAGACUUUUUAUACAUGGCUUAUGCAGAUAUUAUGGCAAAGAGUUGUCAUGAUGAAGAAGAUGACGAUGGUGAAGAGGAAGUGAAGAGUUUUGAAGAGAAGGAGAUGGAGAAGCAGAAGCUUCUGUACCAGCAGGCCCGGCUGCACGAGCGUGGCGCCGCUGAGAUGGUGCUGCAGACGAUCAGCGCCAGCAAAGGGGAGACCGGACCGAUGGUGGCUGCUACUCUGAAACUUGGCAUUGCUAUCCUAAACGGCGGCAACUCCACAGUCCAGCAGAAAAUGCUCGACUACCUCAAGGAGAAGAAGGACGUGGGCUUCUUCCAGAGCCUGGCAGGCCUGAUGCAGUCCUGCAGUGUCCUCGACCUGAAUGCGUUUGAGCGGCAGAACAAAGCUGAAGGACUUGGAAUGGUGACCGAGGAAGGAUCAGGAGAGAAGGUUCUUCAGGAUGACGAGUUCACCUGUGACCUCUUCCGCUUCCUGCAACUGCUGUGCGAGGGACACAACUCAGAUUUUCAGAACUAUCUGAGGACGCAGACCGGCAACAACACCACGGUCAACAUCAUCAUCUCCACCGUGGACUACCUGCUGCGGGUUCAGGAAUCCAUCAGUGAUUUCUACUGGUACUACUCUGGAAAAGACGUCAUUGACGAGCAAGGGCAACGGAACUUCUCCAAGGCCAUUCAAGUAGCAAAACAAGUCUUCAACACACUCACGGAGUACAUUCAGGGCCCCUGCACCGGCAACCAGCAGAGCCUGGCCCACAGCCGGCUCUGGGACGCCGUCGUGGGCUUCCUCCACGUGUUCGCCCACAUGCAGAUGAAGCUGUCGCAGGACUCCAGUCAGAUCGAGCUGUUGAAAGAGCUCAUGGACCUCCAGAAGGACAUGGUGGUCAUGCUGCUGUCCAUGCUCGAAGGUAACGUUGUCAACGGGACCAUCGGCAAGCAGAUGGUGGACAUGCUUGUGGAGUCUUCCAACAACGUGGAGAUGAUUCUCAAGUUCUUCAACAUGUUCUUAAAACUGAAGGACUUGACGUCUUCUGACACAUUUAAGGAAUAUGACCCUGAUGGCAAGGGGGUCAUCUCCAAGAGGGACUUCCACAAAGCCAUGGAAAGCCACAAGCACUACACGCCGUCGGAGACUGAGUUCCUUCUGUCCUGUGCAGAGACAGAUGAAAAUGAGACCCUGGACUACGAGGAAUUUGUCAAGCGGUUCCACGAACCCGCGAAGGACAUCAGCUUUAAUGUCGCCGUCCUUCUGACCAACCUCUCGGAGCACAUGCCCAACGACACGCGGCUGCAGACCUUCCUGGAGCUGGCGGACAGCGUGCUCAACUACUUCCAGCCCUUCCUGGGCCGCAUCGAGAUCAUGGGCAGUGCCAAGCGCAUCGAGAGGGUUUACUUCGAGAUCAGCGAGUCCAGCCGGACGCAGUGGGAGAAGCCCCAGGUCAAGGAGUCCAAGAGGCAGUUCAUCUUCGACGUGGUCAACGAGGGCGGCGAGAAGGAGAAGAUGGAGCUCUUUGUGAACUUCUGCGAGGACACCAUCUUCGAAAUGCAGCUGGCAGCCCAGAUCUCAGAGUCGGACCUGAACGAGAGGUCAGCCAGCAAGGAAGAGAGCGAGAAGGAGCGGCCGGAGGAGCAGGGCCCGGGGAUGGGCUUCUUCUCCAUCUCGACUGUGCAGGCGGCCCUGCUGGCCCUCAGGUACAACCUCCUGGCCCUCCUGCGCAUGCUCAGCCUGAAGAGCCUGAAGAAGCAGAUGAAGAAGGUGAAGAAGAUGACGCUGAGGGACAUGGUGGCAGCACUCUUCUCCUCCUACUGGGGAGUCCUGACCAGCCUCGCGCACUUCGUGGCCAGCGUCCUCCGUGGCUUCUCCCGGGUGGUGGGCGGCCUGCUCCUGGGGGGCAGCCUCGUGGAAGGCGCCAAGAAGAUGAGAGUGGCAGAGCUCCUGGCGAACAUGCCAGACCCCACGCAGGACGAGGUGAGGGGCGAUGGGGAGGAGGCCGAGCGAAGGCCCCUGGAGGCCGCCCUGCCCUCGGAGGACCUCACGGACCUGAAGGAGCUGGCGGAGGAAAGCGACCUCCUCUCGGACAUAUUCGGCUUGGACCUGAAGAGAGAAGGAGGGCAGUACAAACUCAUCCCUCACAACCCGGAUGCAGGCCUCAGCGACCUCAUGAGCAACCCUGUGCCCCUUCCCGAGGUGCAGGAAAAGUUUCAGGAACAGGAGGUGAAAGAGGAGGACAAGGAAGAAAAGGAAGAAAACAAAUCGGAACCUGAAAAAGCUGACGGAGAAGACGGAGAGAAAGAGGAGAAGCCCAAGGACGAGAAAGGCAGGCAGAAGCUCCGGUCGGUACACACACACAGAUACGGAGAGCCAGAGGCCCCCGAGUCCGCGUUCUGGAAGAAAAUCAUAGCUUAUCAGCAGAAGCUGCUAAACUAUUUUGCUCGCAACUUUUACAACAUGAGAAUGUUAGCCUUAUUUGUCGCGUUCGCAAUCAAUUUCAUCCUCCUCUUCUAUAAGGUGUCCACUUCUUCUGUGGUUGAAGGAAAGGAGCUCCCCCCUCGCAGCGCAAGUGGAAACACCAGAGUGGGCGUCCUGGACAGCGGCCCUGACAGCAGCCCGCCGGGCGCGGCGGCCGUGCACUACGUGCUGGAGGAGAGCAGUGGCUACAUGGAGCCCGCCCUGCGCAUCCUGGCCGUGCUGCACACCGUCAUCGCCUUCUUCUGCAUCAUUGGCUACUACUGCUUGAAAGUCCCGCUGGUUAUUUUUAAGCGUGAAAAGGAAGUAGCUCGAAAAUUGGAGUUUGAUGGGCUUUAUAUUACAGAACAGCCUUCGGAAGAUGAUAUUAAAGGCCAGUGGGAUAGACUCGUGAUCAACACACAGUCAUUUCCCAACAACUACUGGGACAAAUUUGUUAAAAGAAAGGUUAUGGAUAAAUAUGGAGAGUUUUAUGGCAGGGACCGGAUUAGUGAGCUGCUGGGCAUGGACAAAGCGGCUCUGGACUUCAGUGACGCUCGGGAGAAGAAGAAGCCGAAGAAAGACAGCUCCCUGUCGGCCGUGCUGAACUCCAUUGACGUGAAGUAUCAGAUGUGGAAGCUCGGAGUGGUCUUCACUGACAAUUCCUUCCUCUACCUUGCCUGGUACAUGACCAUGUCCGUUCUCGGACACUACAACAACUUUUUCUUUGCUGCUCACCUUCUCGACAUUGCUAUGGGGUUCAAGACGCUGAGAACCAUCUUGUCAUCGGUAACUCACAAUGGCAAGCAGCUUGUGUUAACCGUCGGCUUGUUAGCCGUCGUCGUGUACCUCUACACUGUUGUGGCAUUCAACUUCUUCCGGAAAUUCUACAAUAAAAGUGAAGACGGUGACACCCCAGACAUGAAGUGUGACGAUAUGCUCACGUGCUACAUGUUCCACAUGUACGUCGGCGUGCGGGCUGGAGGGGGCAUCGGCGACGAGAUUGAAGACCCGGCGGGCGAUGAGUACGAGAUCUAUCGCAUCAUCUUCGACAUCACCUUCUUCUUCUUCGUCAUUGUCAUCCUCCUGGCCAUAAUACAAGGUUUAAUUAUCGACGCGUUUGGAGAACUAAGAGACCAGCAGGAACAAGUGAAGGAAGACAUGGAGACCAAAUGCUUCAUCUGUGGGAUAGGCAAUGAUUACUUCGACACGGUGCCACACGGCUUUGAAACGCACACCUUACAGGAGCACAACUUGGCCAAUUACCUGUUCUUUCUGAUGUACCUCAUAAACAAAGACGAGACAGAGCACACAGGACAGGAGUCUUAUGUCUGGAAGAUGUAUCAGGAAAGAUGCUGGGAGUUUUUCCCCGCAGGGGACUGUUUCCGGAAACAGUACGAAGACCAGCUGAAUUAAUUCGGGCCCAGAUCGCCUCCGAAGCCCGCACCCUCCCUCCCUCCGUCAUGCUCUCCCUCCGUCAGACUCUCAGACACCCAGUGUCUUUCACAAACACCCUGCCGAUCUGGUGACCCGCCCGCCCUCCAUGCUUUCUGGGAGCAGCGAAGCUGUGCUUCUGAAGACCUGACUGGGCUUCCCCCACCUUGCGUGUUUUCGUCGAGAAUAAAGACUGAGGAAUAAUCUAAACUCAUGUGCAGACCACAUAGGAACUCUGGAAGGAAAGCCAUUCUGGACACUCAGUCAGAACACGGAGAGAUGUCCUUCUGAGAUGCCUGGAGUCUCGGAGGGUGGGAGGGCCCGGAGGAGCAGCCGCGCAUGUGGGCCUCUGCAUAUCCCCAUCCUGCGAGGGACUCCGAGGGCCGCGCCCGCUGCAGGGCGCCCGUGCCGUUGAAGGGAAAUAGUGCCUUACUGGGUGUGGGUUGAGCUAUGCAGACGACACGUGCAUGCAGAACACCUUCGUUUUCACUAGGUCCACUUUUGUUCCUUAGGUUGAUUUCUGUGCAUUUUUUUCUUUACCUUUUUCUUUGGUGGGGGAGGGUAAGGAAAGCAGUCCGUGCACUUUUUAAAGAGACAGGCGGCCCGUCUCAGGACAAGGAGGUCUCCUCAUCCGCUGAACUUGCACCCCCCCACCUGCUCCUGUGCUCAUUUCGGUGACACCUCGAUGCAACCCUGCAACUCUGUGAAAUCUCCGUAUGAAACAAAGGACUGCAAAAAACACUCUUUCAAAAGAAAUAACUCAUUGCAUGUCUAUUAUGCAAGUUUAAGCAAACAGAGAAAACCCUCCCAGCAAGCCGAUCCCCACGAGAGAACGUCCAUGCUAACCAUCCAUAGUCCAAAGUGCUGUGUGCUGGCGCUGCGUGUGCCCAGAGCCAGGGCCGUCCACCGACACCCGGGCCACGCGGGCCUGACGUCACCCUGGGUCACCUGUGACCAGCUGUUGAGUAAGGACCUCUCGUCCAGCUGUUUUUUACUAUCAGUGCAGAAGCAAUAUCCAUUCAGGGAGUUCAUCAGUUGCAUCAAACGAUGAUAAGAUCAGUCACUCCAUUUUGAGUCCUUUGAAAUGUAAUGCUAAUCUUUACAAAUAAAAGGGCAGAUUCAGAAUGGAAGCAAGGUCAUUUUGCAAACAUUGGAGCUCUUUUAUUACAAGUCUGCUUGUUAAUUUUAGAAUUGUAAAACUGCUCUGAUUAAACUAUUUAACUAACUUGC